GUGCUGGCGUUUUUGCCAUGUGCAGAUCACGUGUGAAUUCAGUUCAAGGGUACUUUUUGGCAGGAAGGUUUAUGACCUGGAUUCCGGUUGGUGCCUCCCUAUUUGCUAGUAAUAUCGGCAGCGAACAUUUCAUUGGUCUUGCUGGCUCUGGCGCUGCCAAAGGUAUUUCUGUUGGAGCCUUCGAAUUUAACGCCGCUAUUCUACUUCAACUGCUCGGGUGGGUUUUCCUGCCCGUUUACAUAUCGAGCGGUGUAUUUACCCUUCCAGAUUACAUGAAAAAACGAUUUGGCGGAUCACGCAUACAAAUAUACCUCACUAUUUUGUCACUUCUGUUAUAUAUUUUUACAAAAAUUUCAGUAAAUUUGUAUUCCGGGUCAUUAUUUAUUAAUGAAGCUCUUGGGUGGAAUAUUUGGUUGUCUAUUUUGUUUAUACUUACCAUGACCACCCUGAUUACGAUCACAGGGGGCCUUGCUGCUGUACUCUACACUGACUUAGUACAAACCUGCGUCAUGUUAUUUGGGGCUAUCUUGCUCACUGCAAUUGGGUUCAACAAAAUUGGAGGCUUUAGUGGCCUGUUGACAUAUUAUGGACAGGCGACUAGCCCAAUCGAUUUAAACACGUCCUCUGCCGAAGUUUUUAUCAUGAACAUGCAUGAUGUAGCUGUCUCACAGUUUUCAGCAGGGACCUUGCCAACCGUUGAUUCCUUGGCUAGCUCGCAAAAUAUCUCUUCCAACUUAACAUGCAAACUUCCCUCUUCCAACGCAUUUGUGAUGCUGCGCGACAUUUCUGAUUCAGAAAUGCCUUGGCUUGGCUACAUUCUUGGCCAAACACCAGCCUCUAUUUGGUAUUGGUGCGCUGACCAGAUGAUGGUACAGCGUGUUCUUGCGGCAAAGAGUCUCUCCCACGCACAAGGUGCAACGCUGAUGGCCGGUUUUAUCAAAAUCUUUCCUCUUUUCAUCAUUGUCUUGCCCGGUAUGAUCAGUCGAAUUCUCUACCCCGAUACUAUUGGAUGCGGCACUGCAGAAGAGUGCUUGGAAAUUUGUGGGAAUCGUCACGGUUGCAGCGACUGGGCCUACCCAAAACUCGUUAUGGGUGUAAUGCCCGACGGUCAGUGA
Messenger RNA from Mesocestoides corti, 1115 nucleotides. The record is from the annotation of a GenBank genome assembly. NCBI's taxonomy places the organism in Eukaryota, Metazoa, Platyhelminthes, Cestoda, Cyclophyllidea, Mesocestoididae.